Messenger RNA from Blepharisma stoltei, 2890 nucleotides. The record is from the annotation of a GenBank genome assembly. Lineage: Eukaryota; Ciliophora; Heterotrichea; Heterotrichida; Blepharismidae.
AUGAAAAAUCUUGAAGUCAAAUUUGAAAAUUUCCACUUAAGCCGCCUCGGCACCAAAAAUUAUGAUCAAAAUGACAUCACAAUUAGAAAAAGAAACUUUACACCAGAUCUAAGCAACUCAAUAUUUGAACAAAAGAAAUACCAAGAUUUAAUUGAAAAAAUUACUUUUUCUUCAGAGACUUAUAUCUGUGAGAAAUAAAAUGGUAAUAUUGACGGAAGAUGGACUCCGAGACAUAUAUCCUAUGGAGUAGGUAGGACCUGUCCUGACAAAACUGAAUAGUGCCUCAAUCACUUUUUGAAGUAAGCCUUUAGGUUUAGGGAUGCUUGCCGAAGAGGGAAAUCAGACUUCUCUCUUAAGGUUCCUGACAGAUGGGAUAGGCAGGUUUUGCCAUUUAGUCUUUGCUUAUCAGGACUAACGGGGUAUCCAAAAGAAAUCGCCCUAGCCUAGGCGCUAAUCCUUAGGCUAGUUGGGUUUACGCCUGAUAGGCAGGCUAGUUGUCUAUCCACUUAUAGCCUUAUAACAUUAUAUUACUUUAUAUCUAUGACUAUAAUUUUGCUCCUGGAAUACAAUUUUAUAAAUUUCUUACCAAUUAUCCUGAAUCUCAAAAUAUUUUAAAAGAACUCAAAAUAUGGGUCCCUGAUACAGUUAUUUUUAAUGACUUAACCCUUUAAUUUUUUCAAAAUAUAUAUUAUUUUUAAUAAUAAUUAUUUUUCAUUUUUUGAAUAUAAGGUUUAGAUAAUCCUAAUAUUUGAAUUUUUACUAAUCACAUAGGCAAUAUUCAAUAUAUUAAAGGAUUCAGCGACUAUGACGUUAUCAAUAAAAUUGGGGUCGGAGAUAACGAAAAAGAGCUGUGUGCUGUUUUGAAAAGGCCUCAAAUAAAUCAGAAAUUGCAUAAGAUUUCUGGCUUGAAAACCACAAUUCUAAACACAAUUGACCUUAAAAAACAAAUAAAAGGCAAAUCUGUAUCAGGCCCAUUCGCAAUACAAAAAUACGUCAAAAGCAAAGGCCCACUCGCAUUUCACUGCAGAACUGUAUACAAAAGAUCGCAAAAGCAUUUUUUAUGAGUAAUUUCCAAUAAAAAAACCUACCAAAACGAAAAAAUCAAAGAGGAAUUAAGAUGUAUCACAAAUAUCACUGUCCAAGACUCCUUUACAAUAAGGCAAUUUAAAUCAGGAAUAUUUUUAGACGAAACCAUCCCCUAUAUAGAAACCAUUGUAAAAUCCCUUGAAAACAAACUAGACAUAGAAAUUGAAGAAUUUGCUGCUGAUUUCAUAAAAGACGAAAACCAAAGAUGGUGGUUUAUCGGCUGCAAAGCAUUUUUAAUCAAGGAGCAUGACAUUUCGGGAUUAUUACUAAAUGAAUCAGAAAUAUUAAAGCCUUUUCCAAAAGAAAAAAUAAAAACCUGCAGGAUUUGUCAAGUUCCUUACUACCCAUUUAAAAUGAACCAUAGUUUGACUAUAAAAAUGAUAACAGAAACAGACCAAAUUUUAAGGGUAAAAUAAAUACAGGAAAGAGGGAUCAAUUUGAAGUGACUUGAUCGGUCAGUUUACAGACAAGUAGAUAUAGCCACAGUAUAUCAAGAUUGUACUGUAUGCGAAUAUUGGUAAAUUUUAUUUAGUUAUGAAUUGUAUAGCCUGAAUCAAGAAGUAAAAAAUCUGACCAACAAAAUUUCUAGAAAAUUUGGGAUCCCAUAUUCAGACGUUUUAACCCAAAAUUUUGUAAUGGUAGGGAAAUCAGAAAAUCCCCAAACAAAAGAAUUGAAAAUAGGACGAAUUUUGGUCGUUUUAAACGAAGUAUGCGAUAUUGUGGUGCCACUAAAAAAGGAAUCUGAAUAUUGCAUAAAAUACGAAAUUUUAGGGUACAAGCAAGAAAUUUAUUUACAAGUUAAAGAAUAUGCAGAAAGAAAUUUGAAAUUUAUUCCAAUUAAUGAUAUAAAGAUUUUCCAUUUUUUUAUGAAAAGCAGGGAUAAGUGAAAAAAGUUCAUAAACACAAUGGGGGUAAUUAUUAUUUAGAAGUUCAAUAUAAAGCUAUAUAAAGACGAUAUAGUAAUUGGGGAAUGUAAUUCUGAUCUUUCCAGCUUUUUUUCACCUAUUGUAAUUACAAAAAAUUAUUAUGAUUUGAUUUUAAGUAAUAAAGGAGAAGAAAUAGGGUUUUUGAAAUUUUCUAUAGGAUUUGAUGAGAGUAAGAAGUAUGAAGUUCCUUUAGAGAAUGUUAAAUAUCUUGAUGGAUUGUAUAUAUAGCCCCUGAAAUAUUUUAGAUCAUUAUUGGCCAUCCAUUUUAAUUUCCAAAAUUAUUUGUACUUGUCAGCUUUUUUGAAAAAUAAAACGAAAAUGACAAAUCUCCGUUUAUGGUUUUAAGAUGCCUAAUCAGACUUAUACUGUAUAAGCAGGUGCCCUUUACCAUAUUUUUCUGGUCGGUAUUCUGCUGGGGCAUAGAGAUCUAUUAAGGUGCAUGAGCUAUACCGCCUGAAGGGUAUUCUUUUUCACACCCUUUUCAUGAAGAAUGGAUUGAUAUUAUUCCGAAUGUUUCAGACUAUAAUAGGCAGAUUUUCCAAGACUACGGAAUCACAGUAAAACCCUAUGUUAAAGCUGAGGAAAGACGUUAUAGUAUUCCACCAAGGCUUUCUCAGCGGCGUGAUGACAAAAGCCCUUCUAAAAGGCAGCCUAAAAGGUCAUCGACCCCAAAAGCGGUUUCAUCUAAAACAAUUUUAAAAGCACUCAAAACCUUACAGCCACUUCUGGACACAGCAGAGCGUUCAUUCUUAAACUCCUCUAUGAGAACAUCAUUAACUCCAACCCUCAGCACCUAUUCCACAUCGCUUGUAAGUUUUUCCCGAUCUUCUACCCCAAGAUAUACAGUUUCAAAUUUUAAAGUAAAAUUGUUCAGUUAA